Messenger RNA from Effrenium voratum, 846 nucleotides. The record is from the annotation of a GenBank genome assembly. NCBI's taxonomy places the organism in Eukaryota, Dinophyceae, Suessiales, Symbiodiniaceae.
GGCCAAACAUAUUUUCUACCGGCGCAAGGGCACAUCAAUCAGCCAGUGCAACGGCCACGCCAGCGCCUGUACCAUCGGCCGGGGGACAAGCCGAUGGCAUCUCAGGAAGAGGAAGUGGACGAGGAGGAAAGCUUCAAGGAGGAAGUGGACAGGCUCAUCCGCCGGCAUCGCAACGAAAAGUACGCCCCAGAGCUCCUGCCCUACGACAAGGAGAUGGUCCACAACAUCUCCGAGGUGCUGCACUUCGUGGCAGAGGCCUUGGAGGAGUACCGCUCCAAUGGCCAGGCCAAGGACCUGCCGCACCACUACCUGCGGAGCACCGAGGCGGAGCGCCUUACGUACAUGCUCAGCGACUACCUGCGUCUUCGGCUCUGGAAGCUGAGCAAGUAUCCUUUGCACUACAUGGACCCGCAGCGGCAGAUGAUGCUGAGCUCAGCUGAGCGCAUUUGGCUCCACGAGUUCUGGGACAACAAGCGUAUGCACUUUCAGCACCGCUUCUUGGCAGCGCUGCCGGAGAAGAAGCAGGCGCUGGAUGAGCAGGUGGACGACAACCUGGACAUGAUCCGACGCCCACAAAUGGAUACACACAUCUACGCAAGGAUCUGCGGAGACGUUGGCACGAUUUCGCCCUCUCUGCAUGCUUCUCCAGGCGUGUCCAGCACACCCGGCACCAAAGACUUGCGAUUGUUCGAAGGGGAGACCUACCUGAUCCGCUACAAAGAGAUUCGGAAAUUCCUGGUGGAACCGGAUCACGAUGGGAAGGUCGAGCUUGUGUGAGGUGUCACAGCUCGGGCUCGGGGGCUUAGGAUGCAAAGACUGCAUCCCGAUGCAAAUCAACCUUGCAUC